AUGAACACCAGCUUAUGGACGCCCGCGCCUCCAAAGCGAACCCCUCGCAAACCAGCGCCAAAGAGAAUGCCUCGGACGGUCACCCAAAAGCUACGACGGCCUUCACCGUUUUUGAAGGUUCCUCCCGAGAUCUGCUUUGAGAUAAUGGAGUUUGCCCUGACAAGCGGCGCGUCUCCAGUCAAUAUCGGCGCGGUAUGCAAGCGUUUUAGCUCAUUCGUGGACGAAAUCAUCUACAAGACAGUCGUCCUGAGCUCUUCAAAGGACAUCGCGUUGUUCCAUCGUGCAACAACAACGAAACCAGUCGAGUUCCUUACUACACACGUCAGAGCAGUCAUCGUGAAUGCUCGGGACUGUGCCAAUGUAAAGGCACGCGUCCAACUCGAAGAGAUUCUAUCCUCUUGUAGAGGUGUUCAAACCGUUGUCAUCCCGCGGCCUGCGAUCCUUGCUUCGCCAGGCAUUGUGGCGCAAAAGCGGCUUGAGGAGGUGACUCUCCAGUCAUUCGACGCGAUGACUCCUUUUGAGAUCGACCCUCCAUUUGGUGUCGCACCAGCUCAUCCAGCCGCUCAUCUCUCUAGCAAAAUAACACACUUGCGGGUCUGCGAGCCUAGUGGACCGCCACUGUGGCAUUCGCCUCUGGAGAUCAUUAAGUUUUUCGGCGCUAUGGACAACUUAACGCACCUGGCACUGGCCUGCUGGGCAGACCCCAUGCCCCCAAACUACCACAACCGUAAAAGCAAAAACAUAUUAUUUGCAGAGGACAUCAGGCAACUCCUGUUGCGUCCUCGACUCAAAGUGGUGGUUGUCACCAUCUUUGCAGAGAAGACACCGUACUGGGGCUAUAGCCUGCCACUCUGCGGCGCCCUUUGUGCCUGUCAGGUACUCGCGCGCAUCAGCGACCCUCGCCUAGUUUUGUUGGCGGCCAGUUGCGACAUCCAUAAUCGGUGGAGUUCAACGUCGCUCUCCGCUGCUAACCAUCAUGCGCCAUUAUCUCGGGAUGAGCAUUCGACUGUAAAUUGGGACAACGACCAUGGCAAGAAGGGGAAUUUCUACGAGAUUGCGGCGGAUAUGAAAUGUGGCCGCGAUUUCUGGCGGGAGUGGCAGUAG
This is a messenger RNA of Mycena indigotica, 1104 nucleotides long. RefSeq lists its product as uncharacterized. Lineage: Eukaryota; Fungi; Basidiomycota; Agaricomycetes; Agaricales; Mycenaceae. The transcript has 2 exons. The coding region runs from base 1 to 1104 and encodes 367 amino acids. The record is from RefSeq and is a predicted model, not a curated record.